AUGGCUCCUCCAGUCUGGACUCUGGUGCUGCUGGUAGGGGCUACCUGGAGUCAGGGAGACAUGCCUGCCCCUGUCUGGAGUGAGAAGGCUCCAGACUGGAAAGCGGUCACUCGCAGCUCCACAGAGGACACUGUUCUCACCCAGUGUGAUUUUGAGGAUGACUCCAAACCCCUCUGUGACUGGUUCCAAGUGACUGGAGAUGACGGGGACUGGAUUCGAGCCAGUGGGCCCUCCCCCACUGGCACCACCGGACCCUCCGGCGGGUACCCCAAUGGAGAGGGCAAAUACCUGCACAUGGAAUCGAGCGCCUUCCACCGGGGCGGAGUGGCCCGCCUGCGCAGCCCUGACCUGUGGGAGCAGGGCCCUUUCUGUGUGCACUUCGCCUACCACAUGUUUGGGCUGUCGUGGGGCACCCAGCUCAGACUGCUGCAGCUCGCAGGCAGACAGGGCAACCGCCCUUCUGUGCUCUGGAGACACAUAAACACCCAGAGCCCAUCAUGGAUGCCCACUGCUGUCACUGUGCCUGCGGGGUUUGCCCUGCCCAGCCAGCUGAUCUUUGAGGGAGUGAGAGGCAGCAGUGCUUAUCUGGACAUCUCACUGGAUGCCAUCUCUAUCCAUCGAGGCUCCUGCAAUCGGGUCUGCCUGAUGCAGAUAUGCAACUUUGACAUUCCAAAUGACCUCUGUGGCUGGAGUUGGGUCCCAACUGCCUCUGGAGCCAAGUGGACCCAGAAGAAGGGGUCAUCGGGGAAGCCAGGCGUGGGGCCUAAUGAUGACUUCUCUAGCCCUGGCAGUGGCUACUACAUGCUCCUGGACCCCAAGAAUGCCAAAGAGAGCCAGAAAGCUGUCCUCCUGAGCCCCCUGAGCCAGUCUUCUGGCUGUCUGAGCCUUACCUUCCACUAUACCCUCUGGGGCCAGUCUCCUGGUGCAGCUCUCCUCGUCUAUGCUUCAGUCUUGGGCAGCAUCCGGAAACACAGUCUUUUCUCAGGACAACCUGGACCCAAAUGGCAGCUUGCUUCUGUUAAUUACACAGGACUGGGACAGAUACAGUUCACUGUGGUGGGUGUGUUUGGAAAGUCCCCGGAGCCAGCUGUGGCAGUGGAUGCAAUCAGCAUCGCUCCCUGUGGGGAGAGCUUUCCUCAGUGUGACUUUGAAGAUGAUGCCCAUCCCUUCUGUGACUGGCUCCAGACAUCAGGGGAUGGUGGAUACUGGGCCCGGGGAAGUAAAACUAUACCCAUCCAGGGCAAAGGCUCCUCAGGAGAUUCCCCUAAUGGAGGAGCUCACUAUAUCUACCUUGAGGCUGGCAAGUUCUCCCAGGCGGGGCAGUCUGUUGGACUGGUGAGCCGGCCCUUCUGUGCCCCGGGUGACAUCUGUGUGGAGUUUGCUUACCACAUGUAUGGCCUUGGAGAAGGCACCAUGCUCAAGCUCCUGCUGGGGAGUCCUGCGGGUAGUACCCCGAUUUCUUUCUGGGGCCGCAUUGGGUCUCAGAGCCCUGACUGGAUGAACACCUCUGUCACCAUCCCAUCGGGAUAUCAACAGCCCAUGCAGCUGAUUUUUAAGGCCACCAGGGGUAGCAACGCUGCCUUUGUUGUUGCUCUGGGUUUCAUCUUGGUCAAUCACGGGACCUGUCGAGGUAAGAUGAAACCCAAGCCCAGAAAGGGGGCCCUGCCUUGGGGAUUUUUUUUCUUUGCAGCCUCUGUGCCAAUAGUGCUUCCUACCAAAUCUCCAGUUCCCCCUUCUGAAACCACUGUCCUCACAGAAAAACCCAUAGUCCCCACAGAAAAGCCCACCAUGCCAACUGAAAAGCCCACAGUCUCCACUGAAAGGCCCACCAUCCCCACUGAAAAACCCACCGUCCCCACCGAAAAACCGUCCAUCCCCACAGGAAAACCCACCAUCCCCACCGAAAAACCCACCAUCCCCACUGAAAAACCCACCAUCCCCACUGAAAAACCCUCCGUCCCCACUGAAAAACCCACCGUCCCCACUGAAAAACCCUCCAUCCCCACUGAAAAACCCUCCAUCCCCACUGAAAAACCCUCCAUCCCCACAGGAAAACUCACCGUCCCCACCGAAAAACCCACCGUCCCCACUGAAAAACCCACCAUCCCCACUGAAAAACCCACCGUCCCCACUGAAAAACCCUCCAUCCCCACUGAAAAACCCUCCAUCCCCACAGGAAAACCCACCGUCCCCACCGAAAAACCCACCGUCCCCACCGAAAAACCCACCGUCCCCACUGAAAAACCCUCCAUCCCCACUGAAAAACCCACCGUCCCCACUGAAAAACCCUCCAUCCCCACAGGAAAACCCACCAUCCCCACCGAAAAACCCACCGUCCCCACCGAAAAACCCACCGUCCCCACCAAAAAACCCACCGUCCCCACCGAAAAACCCACCGUCCCCACUGAAAAACCCACUGUCCCCACUGAAAAGCCCACUCCUACGACACCCCACCCCAGCCCUGCAGCAACAAUCUUGGUGGUGCCCCCACAUGCUCCAAGUGCCCCCACGACCAGCGCAGCUCUGGGCACCACAUCAACCCUGAGACCUACUACAGUGAGCUGCCCUCCAGAUGCUCACUAUGAACCCUGCGCCUGCCCUGCUUCCUGCGAGAGCCCCAGGCCCAGCUGCGGGCUCCUCUGCAGGCCAGGCUGCGUCUGCAAUCCUGGCUUUUUGUUUAGUAACAACCGCUGCAUCAGUGCCUCUUCCUGCAGUUGCUUCUACAACAACAACUCCUAUGUGCCUGGGGCAGAGUGGUUCAGCCCCAACUGCACAGAACAUUGCCGCUGCAUGCCUGGCAGUAGGAUCGAGUGCCAGAUCUCUCAGUGCAAGACAAACACACUGUGCCAGCUGAAGAAUGGCCAGUACGGAUGCCAUCCCUACGUAGGCGCUGCCACCUGCAUGGUCUAUGGAGACCCUCAUUAUGUCACCUUUGAUGGGAGGCACUUAGGCUUCAUGAGCAAAUGCACCUACAUCUUGGCCCAGCCCUGUGGCAACUCAACAGCCCCAUUCUUCAGGGUGACAGCCAAGAAUGAGGAACGAGGACAGGAAGGCGUGUCCUGCCUGAGCAAAGUCUAUGUGACCCUGCCUGAGACCACCAUCACCCUGCUCAAAGGCAAACACACGCUGGUUGGGGGUCAGCGAGUCACCCUCCCAGCCAUGCUUUCUAAAGGCAUCUUCUUGGGUCCAGUUGGGAGAUUUGUGGAGCUGCAGACUGUGUUUGGUUUGCGGGUGAGAUGGGAUGGCGACCGAGAGCUGUAUGUGACUGUGUCCAGCACCUACUCGGGCACACUCUGUGGCUUCUGUGGAAACUAUGAUGGCAACAGUGACAAUGACAACUUGAAGCCUGAUGGUAACCCAGCAGGAGAUGAGGAGGAGCUGGGGAACAGUUGGCAGACAGCUGACGACGGGGAUGAGGACAAGGAGUGCCAGAAGAACCUGGUGAAUCCCCCGUCGUGUGACGCAGCCUUGCAGAGCAGCAUGUCGGGGCCAGAGUUCUGUGGGCGGCUCGUGGACUCCCGUGGACCAUUUGAGGCGUGUCUGCUCCACCUGAAGGCCACUCCCUACUUUGACAACUGCGUGUUCGACAUGUGCAACUUCCAGGGGAUGCAGCCGAUGCUGUGUGCCCAGAUGUCGGCUAUGACCAUGCGCUGCCAGGAUGCCGGCCAUGCUGUGAAGCCCUGGCGGGGGCACCAGUUCUGCCCUCUGGCCUGCCCGCCCAACAGCAAGUACUCCCUGUGCUCCAAGCCAUGCCCUGACACCUGCCAUUCAGGAUUCUCUGGUAUGUACUGCCCAGACCAGUGUGUGGAGGCCUGCGAGUGCAACCCGGGCUUCGUCCUCAGUGGCCUCGAGUGUGUCCCCCGAUCCCAGUGUGGGUGCAUCGACCCCACAGGGAGGUACUUCAAGGUAGGAGAGCAUUGGUACAAGCCGGGCUGCACACAACUCUGUGUUUGUGAAGCCAGCAACAAAAUUCGCUGCCAGCCCUGGAGGUGUAAUGCCCAGGAGUUCUGUGGCCAGCAGGAUGGCGUCUAUGGCUGCCAGGCCCAAAGUUCUGCCACCUGCACUGCCUCAGGUGACCCCCACUACCUGACAUUUGAUGGAGCCCUGCACCACUUCAUGGGCACCUGCACCUAUGCCUUGACCCAGCCUUGCUUCACCAGAUCCGGACAGAACUACUUUGUUGUCAGUGCCACGAAUGAGAACCGCAAUGGGAACUUAGAGGUCUCCUACAUCAGGGCCGUCCACGUGCAGGUCUUCAAGCUCAGAAUCUCACUGAUCAAAGGGCGCAAGGUCGUGCUGAAUGGCCAUCGGGUGGCCCUACCCAUGUGGCUUAUGGGAGGCCAGGUGACCAUGAGGCUCAGUGGCUCCUUUAUCCUCCUCCACACAAACUUCGGGCUUCAGGUUCGCUAUGAUGGGAACCACUUGGUGGGAGUGACAGUGCCUUCCUCCUAUGCUGGCCAGCUCUGCGGGCUGUGCGGGAACUACAACAACAACAGCCUGGAUGACAAUCUGCUCCCAGAUAGAAAGCCUGCAGGCAACUCACUCCAGCUGGGAGCUGCCUGGAAGAUACCUGAAUCCUCUGAAUCUGGCUGCUUCAACAUGGGUGGCAAACUCUCCAGCUGCAAAAGGGACAACAUGGCAGACACCUGGAACAAGAACUGUGAGAUCUUAAUGAACCCUCUGGGACCCUUUUCUCAGUGCCACCAGGUGGUGCCCCCCCAUUCCAGCUUCACCAGCUGCGUUCACGGUCAGUGUGGGACCAAGGGCGACACCAUGGCCCUGUGCCGCUCCCUGCAGGCCUACGCGUCCCUGUGUGCCCAGGCCGGCCAGGCCCCCGUGUGGCGGAACAGCACCUUCUGCCCUCUGAGGUGCCCGUCUGGCAGCAGCUACAGCCCAUGCACCAGCCCCUGCCCAGCCACCUGCCUCAGCCUGGAUGCCCCCACGGACUGCCCCACAGCACUGCCCUGUGUCGAGGGCUGUGAAUGCCAGAAAGGCUACAUCCUGAGCGGAACCACCUGUGUGCCCCUCAGCCAGUGUGGCUGCACCGACCCGAGGGGCUUCUACCACCUGGUUGGGGAGAGUUGGUACACAGAGAACACCUGCACCAGGCUCUGCACCUGCUCUGUCCACAACAACAUCACCUGCCUCCAAACCACCUGCAAACCUAACCAGAUGUGCUGGCCCCUGGAUGGUCUGCUCCUCUGCCGGGCCUCAGGUAUGGGAGUGUGCCGGAUCUCAGGGGAAUCCCAGUAUGUGAGCUUCGAUGGCAGUCGCCAUCCUCUCCAGGGCACAUGCACUCACGUGGUGAUGAAAGUGUGUCACCCCAGCAUGGACCUGCCUUUCUUCAAGAUCAGUGCUGAGAAUGAGGAAGGUGGGACUGGGGCUUUGCACCUUCGCCAGGUCUACGUUGACAUCUAUGAUUCCCAGAUCAUCCUGCAAAAGGACCACCAAGUGCUGAUCAAUGACAAACAGGUCACCCUUCCUGCGGCUUCCCAGAUCCGAGGGGUCAAUAUCUACGCCAAAGGCAUCUACACCAUAGUCAACAUUAGGAUCGGAGCGCAAGUCAAGUUUGAUGGCAGUCGGUUCUUAGAGAUCGAAAUCCCUGCAGCCUAUUAUGGAAAGGUCUGUGGUAUAUGUGGGAACUUCAAUGGUGAGGAAGAGGACGAGUUAAUGAUGCCCAGCGAUGAGCUAGCCCACAAUGACAGUGAAUUCGUGAAUAGUUGGAAAGAUAAGGACAUUGACCCCAGUUGUCAGAAUGUGCCAGAAGAGGCUGGUCCAACUGUUGGCCAGCAGAUCGAAUCAGAGGAGCAGGAGCACGUGAGUGGCAACUGCAGGCCAGCUGACGUCAUGCGGGCCCGGAAGACAUGCGAAGCCGUCCUUAAGGCUCCCAUCUGGGCCAACUGUGCCUCCCAUGUAGUCCUCAAGCCUUUCCUACUGGGCUGUACAAUCAAUCUCUGUGAAUUUGGAGGCCUAACCCAUGCCCUCUGCAAGCCUCUGCAAGCCUUAGGGGCUGCCUGUCAGGACCAGGGGCUCAAGCCCCCACUCUGGAGAAACAGCACCUUCUGCCCUCUGGAAUGCCCCAUGCACAGCAUCUACACCAACUGCCUUCCCUCAUGCUCACCUUCCUGCUGGGACCUGGAUGGACAGUGCAAGGGUGCCAGAGUCCCCUCCACCUGCGCUGAGGGCUGCAUUUGUCGGCCCGGCUAUGUGCUGAAAGAGGACAAGUGUGUGCCCAGAAGUCAGUGCAGCUGUAAGGAUGACCAGGGCAGCUUGAUCCCUGCCGGCAAGACCUGGAUCUCCAGUGGUUGUACCCGGAGCUGCGCCUGUGUAGGAGGCACCAUUCAGUGCCAGGCCUUCCGCUGCCCCUCUGGGUCCCAUUGCCAGCUCAGCAGUAACGGCAACAGCAACUGUGUACCCAACCAUUUGGUACCUUGCUUGGUCUUUGGGGACCCCCAUUACCGCACGUUUGACGGCCUCAGCUACCGAUUCCAGGGCCGCAUGACCUACAUUCUGAUAAAGACCGUGGAUGAGCUCCCCAAUGGGAUGGAACGCCUACUCGUGGAGGGACGCAACAAGCUAAAUCCGCCUGUGAGCCCAGUCUUCUUGCACGAAGUGAUUACCAACGUCUACGGCUAUAAAGUUCAGCUCCAGGCUGGUCUGGGGCUUGUGGUCAACAACCAGAGGAUGGCCAUCCCCUAUAGGCCCAACAAGCACCUGCAGGUCACCCUGCAGAGCCAGCGGCUGUUCUUGGUCACUGAUUUUGAGCUGGCCGUCAGCUUUGAUGGAAGGAGCAGUGCAGUGAUCUCCCUGCCCAGCACGUACCAGGGCCUUGUACACGGCCUGUGCGGGAACUACGACAACAACAGCAGGAAUGACUUCAUGCUGCCCAACGGCGCCCUGACCCGGAAUCCCAACACCUUUGGCAACAGUUGGCAGUCGAAGACUGAAGAUGCCCUCAUCCGCUCCGUCAGGGCUGUAAAUGUACAAGAGCAGGAAGAAGGACGAGGAGGAGAGUUGGGCUUCCACGUGUCAGAAUGCAGCCCGGAGCAGCUGGCGCUCAUCAACAGCACACAGGCCUGCAGGGUGCUGCUGGACCCUGAGGGCCCGUUUGCUGCUUGUCACCAGGCUGUGGCCCCAGCACCCUUUCAGGAGCACUGUGUACUUGAUCUGUGUGCUGCCCGGGACCCUGAGGAGCAAGAGGAGCUGCGCUGCAGGGUCCUGGGCGGCCUUGGUAUGUCCAGCCAAUACCGUGUAUCAGAGCUGUAUGACGCCCUGUCCAGCAUCCUGUGCCCACCUGGUGGCCCCCAGGGACUGUGAGGGCCCAUGCACGGAAGGCUGUGCCAGUAUCCCAGGCUACAUUUACAGCGGUGCCCAGAGCCUCCCCUGGCCCACUGUGGCUGCAGCAGCAAUGGCACCUACUACCAGCUGGGUGACAGUUUUGUGAAUGAAGAUUGCUCUCAGCGCUGCACCUGCGCCAGCUCGGGGAUCCUGCUGUGCGAGCCCCUCCGCUGCAGCACCGGCGAAACCUGUACCCUGGGGAACCUCACCCGAGGCUGCUUCCGAGAAAGCCCCUGUCUACAGAACCCUUGUAAGAAUGAUGGCCGGUGUCAGGAGCAAGGAGACAGCUUCAACUGCAAGUGCGAACUUGGUUACGGGGGACACCUCUGCACAGAGCCAUGGGAUGUCCCGCCCGUCAGAAAGCCAGCAUCCAACUUUGGGGCCAUCCUCUUGGGAAUGCUGUUGCCCAUGACAGUCAUAGUGCUGGCAGUGACCAGAGGGUGCAUUCACAGGAUGAAGAGGAGGAGGAAGAUGUGA
Molecule: messenger RNA, 7815 nt
Organism: Cynocephalus volans (Philippine flying lemur)
Lineage: Eukaryota; Metazoa; Chordata; Mammalia; Dermoptera; Cynocephalidae
Gene: ZAN
Product: zonadhesin
Cellular component (GO): membrane; extracellular matrix
Molecular function (GO): protein binding
Source: RefSeq, a predicted model, not a curated record